Didymella exigua CBS 183.55 is the source of this 941-nucleotide messenger RNA. RefSeq names its product proteasome subunit alpha type-1. NCBI's taxonomy places the organism in Eukaryota, Fungi, Ascomycota, Dothideomycetes, Pleosporales, Didymellaceae. Bases 37 to 801 code for a protein of 254 amino acids. Gene Ontology annotation, cellular component: proteasome core complex; proteasome core complex, alpha-subunit complex; nucleus. Gene Ontology annotation, biological process: ubiquitin-dependent protein catabolic process. The transcript is spliced from 2 exons. The record is from RefSeq and is a predicted model, not a curated record.
CCGCGCCUCCCGUAGACCAAACACCCCGCCUCCACCAUGUUUAGAAACAACUAUGACAACGAUUCGGUGACAUUCUCACCCCAAGGGCGUAUCUUCCAGGUCGAGUACGCACAGGAAGCUGUCAAGCAGGGUUCUGUCGUUGUGGGCAUCGUCAGUAAGACACAUGCGGUUCUCGCCGCGGUCAAGCGUAACGCAGAAGAGCUCUCAUCCUACCAGAAGAAGGUCAUUCCAAUCGACUCGCACUUCGGCGUUGCGCUCGCCGGCCUUGCCUCUGAUGCCCGCGUCCUCUCCAACUUCAUGAAGCAGCAAGCGCUCGCCUCCCGCCUCACCUACGACCGCGCCAUUCCGCUGUCCGAGAUCGUAUCGCGCAUCGCAGACCGUGCACAGACAAACACACAGCAGUACGGAAAGCGGCCGUACGGUGUUGGUCUGCUCAUCGCCGGCGUCGACGCGAGGGGCCCCCACCUGUUCGAGUUCCAGCCGAGCGGUGUCACACAGGAGAUGGUUGCGUGCGGUAUUGGUGCGAGGAGUCAGAUGGCCAGGACAUACCUCGAGAGGCACUUGGACGAGUUCGAGGGCGCAAGCCGGGAGGAGCUGAUCAAGCACGCGCUGAAAGCCCUGAAGGAGUCGCUUUCUCAGGAUAAGGAGCUUACUGUCGACAACACAAGCGUGGGUAUCGGAGGUCUUGGCGAGGACUUUGCGCUGCACGAGGGCCAGGACAUUGCUGAGUGGCUCUCAACAACGUUCGAGAACACUGAGGGUGGCGAGGAGGGCGCAGAGGCGAUGGAGACAGACUUGUAGACUGUCUACGAUUCCCUGGAGGCCUCCGGAUGGGCACCAUGAGGCAUGGCUGAGAGCUGAAAGCUGUCACAAAAGAGGCAGCAUAGCUAUGAAAAUACGAUGAACACGAAUCCACUGAAUACCUCCAUGACUGUUUCUAG